Carya illinoinensis is the source of this 1930-nucleotide messenger RNA. RefSeq names its product ankyrin repeat-containing protein At5g02620-like. Bases 101 to 1930 code for a protein of 609 amino acids. Lineage: Eukaryota; Viridiplantae; Streptophyta; Magnoliopsida; Fagales; Juglandaceae. Gene Ontology annotation, molecular function: protein binding. The record is from RefSeq and is a predicted model, not a curated record. The transcript is spliced from 5 exons.
UGAGAUCAGUAUCAAAAACCUCAUUUCCUUGGAGUACGGGCAGUCUCUCUGAAGCCAGCUCAUCAAUUUCUAAAUGCGCCUAGAAUAGAAGCUGAAAAUAAUGGAACAGGGUGAUGAUAUCUCAUUAUCUCAAUCUCGUGCCAUUCAUGCUCCUCUCCUUCGAGCUGCCCUACUAGGUGACUGGAAGGCUGCUAAAGCAUUUAUUCAGAGCCAUCCAAACUCCGUUAUAGCCCCCCUAACAGAAGACCGAGAUACUGUUCUUCACGUUGCUGUAGCUGCAAAACGUACCAAUUUUGUAAAAGAACUCGUGGGAUUGAUGAUGCCGGAAGAAUUAGCAAUGAGAGCUACCAACAAAUUCACUGCUCUUUAUUUUGCCGCUCAGUCAGAAAUCGUAACAAUUGCAGAGGUGAUGGUGAAAAAGAACAACAAUUUACCGUUGAAACACCCCAAUGACGAGAUCGAACUUUUACCACUUUACCAGGCAAUACUAACUGGAAAUAGAGACAUGGUGUCGUAUUUAUACUCUGUGACUCCUGUUGAAGACUUGGCUUAUGUGGAUCGCAUGGAGCUCGCUACCGCUGCUAUUUCCAGUGAUUUGUAUGAUACGGCACUCAAAAUACUGAAUACUCUAAAGUUAGUACCUGAAGAGAAGAAAACACUUGAAGAGGAGAAGUGUCUUUGGAUUUCAUUGGAAAUGUUGGCCAGAAAACCUUCGAAAAUUGGUAGCAAAAGUCAGGCAUCAGUAUGGGAAAGAUGGUUAAACUCCUGCUUCAGAGGUCGCUUCUGCAACAAAGCUUUGAUGCAAGCAUCAGCUCAUCAAUUAGUUGACCGCCUUUGGAAAGCCCUUGGAGACAAAAAUUUCUCGUCAACGGUGGUUCCCCAACAUAAGCGACUAGUUGUUGAAGCUGCAAAAGUAGGGAACGUUGAAUUUCUAGUUAUACUUAUACGCUCUUAUCCUCAUCUCAUAUGGCAAGUUGACCAAGAAGAUUAUGGAACUUUAUUUCACGUUGCUAUUAAACAUCGACAAGAGCAUGUUUUUAAUUUAAUACAUGAGAUAGGUGUUUUGAAGCGCAACCUUGCGAACCGUUGUGCCAAAGGGAGAAACAACAUGCUACACUUAGUUGGAGAGUUGCCUUCUUUAGAUCGAUUGAAUAUCGUCUCAGGAGCAGCCCUACAAAUGCAACGAGAGUUGUUGUGGUUUCAAGAGAUUGAAAAGAUCGUGCCAAAUUCAUCUUUGAACGAGCUGAAUGACAAUAAAAUAGAUGAGAAUGGACAUACUAUAAGGGGAGGCACACCUAGGGAUAUAUUUGUGAAGACCCAUCAAAAACUACAAAAUGAUGGUGAAAAGUGGAUGAAGAACACGUCAAACUCUUGCAUGCUCGUGGCAGCACUGAUUGCCACUGUGGUUUUCCCAGCUGCCUUCACAGUACCUGGUGGCAACAAUCAAGAAACAGGCAUUCCUAUCUUUUUGGAAAAUAACUGGUUUACAAUAUUCCUCAUAUCAGAUGCAGUGGCUAUGUUAUUCUCUUCGUCUUCAAUAUUAGUUUUCUUAUCAAUUCUCAAGUCACGCUACACAAAUAAAGAUUUCCUCAAAUCAUUACCUCGUAGGUUGGUGUUGGGACUUGCUACGCUUUUAAUCUCAAUAGUAGGCAUGCUGAUAGCAUUCACUGCAGCCUGUCUUUUGGUCUUUAAAAGCAAGACAAGUGUUCCAAUCCAUAUAACUGUUGCGGCACCAGCUGUCCCAAUCAGUUUGUUUGUUAUCCUACAUUAUGGCCUUUGGUUUGAUAUAUUCCGCUCAGCAUUCCUUUCAAAUAGGUUCCUUUUCCGAUCAAAUAAUAGGCUUUUCAAUUCCAAGUUAGCAAUGCUUGUUUCGGAAAUUAAGAAUGACAACCAAACUGGUUCGGAUGAACAAGCAAUUCCUCUGUGUUAA